Messenger RNA from Musca domestica (house fly), 1404 nucleotides. It is a transcript of the gene Nup62, whose product is annotated as nuclear pore glycoprotein p62. Gene Ontology annotation, biological process: RNA export from nucleus; protein import into nucleus. Lineage: Eukaryota; Metazoa; Arthropoda; Insecta; Diptera; Muscidae. Gene Ontology annotation, cellular component: nuclear pore; nuclear pore central transport channel. The coding region runs from base 108 to 1304 and encodes 398 amino acids. The record is from RefSeq and is a predicted model, not a curated record. Gene Ontology annotation, molecular function: structural constituent of nuclear pore; phospholipid binding. The transcript has a single exon.
CUGUCAUCGCUCGUGUUUUGUCAACUAAGAGGUGGAAACCGCAUCGAUUCUUUUAAUUUUUUAACAAAAAGCUAAAAAAUCUUUAUUUCGACUUACAAAAACACAAAAUGAGUUUCCAAUUACCAACUACAACAACGGCCACAGCUGGAGGAUUCUCCUUUGGAACGAAUACCGGUGCUGGACAACCAGCCAAACCAAGUUUUAGUUUUGGCGCGACUGGUGGUGGAGAUGCUGGAGCUGCAAAACCCUUGGGCUUUGGAUUUGGAGCAACAGCUACUACAACGGCAACAGCUACAAGUGCAGCACCAGCUACUGCUACACCAUCAUUAGGUGGCUUGGGUGGUGGGACGAGCUUUGGUUUUGGUACCCCCUCAGCCGCUGCAACAACAACUGCAGCGGCUCCAACUCUUUCUACAGGAGGAUUUGGUGGAUUUGGAGCAGCGCCGGCUGCAGCCGCUCCCUCGACUGCAGCAUCGACAACCACAACAGCUACGGCAGCACAACCGGCAGCAGCCGCACCUUUGACCAGUGGCUUUUCAUUUGGAGCCCCUACAGCAGCCACAACAACGGCACAAACUUCUAGUACUACAGGUACUGGGUUGACAACGGCGGCUGCAACAACUGCUGCUACAGCCACUGUUACCUCAAAACCUCCAGCGACUGGUGGUUUUGCCAGCUUGACUACAGCCACAAAAACCACAGACUCCUCAGCUGUGGCAAAUGCCUCACAACUAACCUACAACCAGUUGGAAGAACACAUCAAUAAGUGGACAUUGGAAUUGGAAGAACAGGAAAAAGUCUUUACCGAUCAGGCCACACAAAUCAAUGCUUGGGACAAAGUCCUAAUAAGUAACAAUCAAAAGAUUUUAGAUCUAAAUGAUGCUGUACAAAAAGUCAAAGCCGAUCAGCAGACUUUGGAACAAGAAUUGGAAUUCAUAGCAACACAGCACAAAGAACUGGAGGAAAGCAUUGUACCGUUGCAAAAAGAAUUCUUAAAAAUACCACAAGUGGAUGUCGAGCGAUCACAAACUUAUUUGAUGGUGGAAAAUUUGGAUACCCAAUUGAAACAAAUGUCAGAGGAUCUCAAAGAGAUAAUUGAUAAUUUGAACGAGGCGAACAAAUGUCAGGAUAAUACAGACCCCAUAAUACAAAUUGGUAAAAUUCUCAAUGCCCACAUGAGUUCACUGCAAUGGAUUGAACAGAGUACAUCGAAUAUUGGUAACAAAUUGGAAGAUAUUACAAAAAUGCAUGAAACAUUUAAAAGGGAAUCGGAGCGAUCAUUCCGUUCGGCUUAUUAUAAUUAAAUGAAACAAGUGUUUUUGGGAUAAGGUUUUUCAUUUUGUUUUUUGAAUUGUAUGUUUAGAUGUAUUUGAUUUCAAUAAAAAAAAUAAUUAAUAUAAUUUA